GAAGUGGUGGCGGAAAUGUGACUGCACGUGUGUGGUUCGGGCUUGAAGGUUAUGCAAACCUCGCCGGCAAGGAACUUCGCCACUGUCCAGGGAGAACAGGUCACUACGACGGUGUGUUUGCGGUCAGAAAGACAGCGGUCUGCACUCCCAAUACAGUCAUGGAUCCCUUGAGGGCUCAACAGCUGGCGGCGGAGCUGGAAGUGGAGAUGAUGGCUGAUAUGUACAACCGAAUGACCAACGCCUGCCACCGAAAAUGUGUGCCCCCACAUUACAAAGAGCCGGAGCUGACGAAGGGCGAGUCUGUGUGCCUUGACCGAUGCGUGGCCAAAUACCUGGACCUCCACGAGAGGCUGGGACGCAAGCUAACGGAGCUCUCGGUCCAAGAUGAAGAUAUGAUGAGGAAAGCAGCUGUCGGCAGCGGAUAGCAACACCAAGAACAGGACAAUAUGCCAAAGACUUAAAAAAAAUCUAUAAUGGCAAUGGAAUUAGCAUUUUGUCUGAGCAUUUUGUACACCUUCACAUCCUUCAGAAACAGUCUUAAGAGCCUCUCUGGAGGUGGACUAAUAUAUUCGACCAGGCCUGGUCCAUCAAAGUGGAGGCCUUGGAUAUGUUUGCAUUUAUUAUUUUAGUUUUAUUUCAUUUUUAUUUUUUACUUUAGCUGAUCAGUCCUACUUAGACUUUGAAGUACAGUAAUAUAUCAGAGACAAGUUUAUCUUUAGUUCAAAGCUUACUGUACUUUCCGUUGACCUGCUUGCAGUUGCUUUCAUCACAGCCAGUAGCAAUCAGGAUCCUCUUCAUUAUGAGAAGUUAGCUUCUCCUCUUCUAACACUGCAUGCUUAACAUAUUUUUACUACCCCCGUGGGUAAUUUUUAAGCAACUAAGGGCCCCAUGAUAGGCGCUAGCGUGGACGGCUCGUGUUCGCGAAAAUCCACAUACAGUAUAUAUAUAUCUUUAAAAAAAAGCAUAAAAUUGACGCCUAUUAAAAUGCAUGGGGCAGGAGGCUAAAUCACUGAUUAUGCGGGGUCCACUGUAUAUAUCGACUAUUUCAUUUGACUUAAAAACUAUUUAAAAGUGCAUAUACUACGAUAAAGAGUGAGUUGAAUGUGAAACGUUGUCCGGUAUUUGAAAGCAAUGUGAGGAUUAUUGAACAUGUGCUUGGUAGUUGAACAGUUGUCAGUGGGGUAAAAAGCCUCAAAACACACAGUAUACAAAUGUUGGAAGACAUUGAAUUAUGUAGGACGUUGCUACCCUCCUCACGUUUUAUCAUGUACCUGUACACACUUUAUUCUGUCAUUCUUGUCCAUAUUGUGUUAUAGGUGGACCGUGUAUUUUUCUAUUUUAAUUUCCAUUUCAUUUUGCGUGUUACCUUUAACCUCCCCGUCAGCCGUCAGACUGCAUAUCAUCGGGGCUGCAAUGUUUCCCCCCCCCUCCUAACCCGAAUAAAGCAAUUUGAUUAUU
Messenger RNA from Hippocampus zosterae (dwarf seahorse), 1458 nucleotides. It is a transcript of the gene timm10, whose product is annotated as translocase of inner mitochondrial membrane 10 homolog (yeast). Gene Ontology annotation, biological process: protein insertion into mitochondrial inner membrane. Bases 159 to 425 code for a protein of 88 amino acids. NCBI's taxonomy places the organism in Eukaryota, Metazoa, Chordata, Actinopteri, Syngnathiformes, Syngnathidae. The transcript is spliced from 2 exons. Gene Ontology annotation, cellular component: mitochondrial inner membrane. The record is from RefSeq and is a predicted model, not a curated record.